AGUGUGCAACGAUGAGCUGCUAGCACCGAGCAACACACAAUUUGUUAGCAGCAAAUAUAAUAGACUUUAUAUUGACGCUGGAGUUUUGAUAGCAACCCAUCCUAAAACGUAAUCUCAUAUUCAAGCCCAUGGCGACGAGAAGGGCAAUAGUCCAUGAAGACUUAUGGGUUCACAGAGAGUGGCUGGUCCACCAGGGACAACAUCAAGCACUGGAGCACAGAUAACACCUUCAAACCAAUAAACCAUGAUCCCCAUCACUGAACUGCGGUACUUUGUGGACACACAGCCAGCAUACCGCAUCCUGAAACCAUGGUGGGAUGUGUUCACCGACUACAUCUCCAUUGUUAUGCUUAUGAUUUCUGUGUUUGGGGGGACACUGCAGGUCACCCAGGACAAGAUGAUCUGCCUACCCUGCAAAUGGGUGGUCAAUCAGACCUGCAAGAAGAACUUCAAUUCCACCCUCGCUGCAUCGUUGUUCUUGGAGCCCAAAGGGAUCCAGUAUGAUCUGGACCGCCACCAGUACAACUAUGUGGAUGCUGUGUGCUAUGAGAACAGAUUGCACUGGUUUGCCAAGUAUUUCCCCUACCUAGUAUUACUCCACACCCUUAUUUUCCUGGCUUGCAGCAACUUUUGGUUCAAGUUCCCUCGGACUAGCUCAAAACUAGAGCACUUUGUAUCCAUUUUGCUGAAAUGCUUUGAUUCCCCAUGGACUACUAGGGCACUGUCAGAGACAGUAGUUGAAGAGAGUGAUCCGAAACCGAUGAAAAUGAACGGCUCAAUGGACCACAAAGAGUCUGUUAUCAGUGAGGAUGUUGAAGCAAGUGUUCCUAUGCUCCAACGGACAAAGACGCGCUUUGAGCAGGGCAUUGUAGACAGAACAGAAACGGGUGUUUUGGACAAGAAAGAGGGUGAACAGGCAAAAGCCCUGUUUGAAAAGGUGAAGAAGUUCCGUAUUCAUGUGGAAGAGGGAGACAUUGUAUACAGACUGUACAUCCGUCAGACUAUCAUCAAAGUUAUCAAAUUUAUUUUGAUAAUCUGCUACACAGGGUAUUACGUCCACGAUAUUAAAUUCAGUGUUGACUGCUCUGUGGAUAUAGAAAGUCUGACAGGUUACAGUGUGUAUCGUUGUGCUCAUCCAUUAGCUACACUUUUUAAAAUCUUGGCCUGUUUUUACAUUAGCUUAGUAGUGGUGUAUGGUUUGAUCUGCAUGUAUACCCUUUGCUGGAUGCUUCGGCGCUCUCUAAAGAAGUAUUCUUUUGAGUCAAUACGGGAAGAGAGCAGCUACAGUGACAUACCUGAUGUUAAGAAUGACUUUGCAUUCAUGUUGCACAUGAUAGAUCAGUAUGACCCUCUGUACUCUAAGCGCUUUGCUGUGUUCCUCUCUGAAGUAAGUGAAAAUAAGCUGAGGCAGCUCAACCUAAACAAUGAGUGGACACUGGACAAGCUCAGGCAGAGGAUAACUAAGAACUCUCAGGAGAAGUUGGAGUUGCACCUUUUCAUGCUCAGUGGCAUUCCAGACACAGUAUUUGAUCUAAUGGAGCUAGAGGUUCUUAAACUGGAGCUCAUCCCAGACGUCACCAUCCCCCCGAUCAUCGCUCAGCUGAUAAACCUGCGAGAGAUGUGGCUCUACCACACUCCAGCCAAAAUUGAAGCUCCAGCAUUGGCUUUUUUACGAGAGAAUUUAAAGUCUCUGCACAUCAAGUUCACCGACAUCAAAGAGAUUCCCUUAUGGAUCUACAGUCUGAAGAAUCUCAGUGAGCUUCAUCUCACGGGGAAUCUCAGUGCUGAGAACAACCGUUACAUUGUCAUCGAUGGGCUCCGGGAGCUCAAGAGGCUCAAAGUUCUUCGUCUAAAGAGCAAUCUCACCAAGCUACCUCAAGUGGUGACUGAUGUGGGCAUGCACCUCCAGAAGCUGUCCAUCAAUAAUGAAGGCACCAAGCUGAUGGUGCUCAAUAGUCUAAAGAAGAUGGUUAACUUGACCGAAUUAGAGCUCAUUCGCUGCGAUCUGGAACGCAUACCGCACUCAAUCUUCAGCUUGCACAACUUGCAGGAGAUUGAUCUGAAGGACAACAACCUGAAGACCAUUGAGGAGAUCAUCAGCUUCCAGCACCUCCACCGGCUGGUCUGCCUUAAGCUCUGGUACAACCAGAUUGCCUACAUUCCCAUCCAGAUAGGCACACUGACCAACAUGGAGAAGCUGUACCUGAACAGAAACAAGAUUGAGAAGAUUCCCGGCCAGUUGUUUUAUUGCCGCAAGCUUCGAUUUUUGGACCUUAGCCAUAACAACUUAACCUAUAUCCCAACAGACAUUGGCUUUCUCCAGAAUCUUCAAUACCUGGCAGUGACCGCUAAUAGAAUCGAGAGCCUACCUAAUGAGCUGUUCCAGUGCAAGAAACUCCGCACUUUGAACUUGGGAAACAAUUGCCUGCAGUCUCUGCCAUCGCGGUUUGGAGAGCUGACCGGGUUGACACAGCUAGAGCUGAGAGGAAACCGUCUGGAGUGCUUGCCAGUAGAGCUAGGCGAGUGCCGACAGUUAAAGAGAACCGGCCUUGUGGUGGAGGAGGACCUCUUCAACACCCUGCCCACCGAGGUUAAGGAACAGUUGUGGAAAGUUGACAAAGAGCAGACUUAAACAGGUCUGUGGCUGCGAGUAAAAACAGAUAUUCACCUACUGGGCCCUGACACAGGAGGAAUGCCCACACCGUCACAGAGGGCUUGUUGAAGCAGGCUGCUGAAGUGUACAGCCAGAGGGGUUGGGUAUCGAGUGCCAGUGCCAGUUUGACAAACCCAGAAUACUGAUUCUUACCGAUUCUCAGCUGCCAGUAGUUUCUCCUAGUUAUUAACUGUCCAGCUGAUUUGCUUCCUUCACAAACAACUUCUCAGGCCCUUCCGUUAUAGCUCAGUAAUGAUGCUUUUUAGCAAUAAUUAAGCAGUGCCAUUGUGAUGCACAGUGUGCGUUUACAUUUAGUGCUUCUCAGUUAUGGUGGAGAAGUUUGAGUAUGCAAAACUUUGGG
Scomber japonicus (chub mackerel) is the source of this 3014-nucleotide messenger RNA. RefSeq names its product leucine rich repeat containing 8 VRAC subunit Ab (gene lrrc8ab). Lineage: Eukaryota; Metazoa; Chordata; Actinopteri; Scombriformes; Scombridae. The coding region runs from base 245 to 2632 and encodes 795 amino acids. The transcript has 4 exons. The record is from RefSeq and is a predicted model, not a curated record. Gene Ontology annotation, molecular function: protein binding.